AUGAUCGACCGUAUCCAUGCAGGGACCUGCAAGGGUCCACCUGCCUCCGGCGGCUGGGGCUCCGCCCCAGACCCCGUAGCUCCUGCUUCGCAGGAGAUUGCUGGGACCGUGGACGAAUCGACUCGAGCGAAGCGAGAGGAGCAACCAGGGUCUGGGGCGGAGCCCCAGCCGCCGGAGGCAGAGCCUGGUUUGGCGAAUGUCAUGUGGUUAUCAGGGACCGGCGAGAAAUCCACAUACCUGGCGGCAGCCGGAGUCAAGAAACAAGGUGCGAACGAGUCGCUACUCUUACAGGGCAAUGAUUCCAGUUUGAGCAGAGAAGGAGAUGAGACCGAGUCUAACGGCAGUGGCAAUAGUCACAGAAACUCGGGUCAGGUGUACGGACUAGGUCAGGGACAUAUUCACAGCCAUGGCAAUGGUCACGGACCUAAUCAUGGACAUAAUAACAGUAAUGGCCAUAGCAGCAGCAAUGGAGGUCACAAUCACAAUAAUCAUCAUAGUCAGAACCAGAGUCUUUCAGACGAGCUGCCAGUUGACGACGAGAUUAACGAAGAAGGAUUGAGGGUGGUGAAACCUCGACUGGGAUCACAUAUCCUGCCAGCAUCAUGGACAUUCUGGUUUCUGCAUCGAGGACCAGGCCAGAAUUUCUCGAAUUAUCUGGAUGCUACAAGACAAAUUGGUAGUUUCGACACGGUCGAGGAGUUCUGGGAUAUAUACAGCCAUCUGCGACGAAUUGACAAACUGCCAUUCACCAGUGAAUACCAGCUUUUCCGUAAAGGCGUCAAGCCCCUGUGGGAGGACGAGGUCAAUGUCAAUGGUGGUAAAUGGGUCAUCAGACUCGAGAGACCCAAAGAACGACGAAGAGACGAUGGUGCUGCUGCUGGCGAGGGUUCAGUCGCAUCUGCUGGCGUGAUAGGAUCAGGUCCGACUGGCACUACAGCUUCUGCUAGUGGUACUGGUGUGGCUCCUAUCGGAGCUCCUUCUUCCAGUGGAGCUGAUAGUACCCAGAAUAGUGUAGCUGCUACACGUGCUUUCGUCCACAAACAAGUUCAAGCACGACACAAGGCGGCGUUGAGCUGGGAGAACCUGAUUCUGGCCAUUGUAGGAAACACAAUUGGAUCAGUGGACGAUAAAAAAGCAGCAGAUAAUGAUCAGAAGCGUGAAACAACAAAUGAGGACGAAGAAGUCGAUGAUAAUGAGGACCUGUCGGAACUGCUUGGUGACGAGAUUGUAGGUGCCGUUGUCAGUGUGCGUCGUGAUGAGGAUAUUCUGUCUGUAUGGAACCGGUCUGGAAACGACAAGAAAGUAGUCAACAAGAUCAAAGUGGCCCUCCAACGCACAUUAAACCUUUCCGACGAUGUCUAUCUCGAAUACAAAGUGCACACCAAAAGCAUCAAAGAGGGAGCCAAGAAACAGGCCACUUACGACCAGCUCAAACAACAACAGCACCAGCAACAAACACCCACUGGCGGGUCCCCCAGCCACUACCCAAACAAAAACGGUCACCACGAGCACCGACACUUCAACAACAACAACAACAACAACAACAAUAACAACAGCAAUUACCACCAGUCUCACAACGGCAACUACCACCACAACCACAGCCACCACAACAACCACUCCACGGGCUUCCACGGCCCGGUCGGCAAAACUGUCGACUCCUCAGCCUCGGCGUCCACAACUUCAGUUGAUCUGUAA
Messenger RNA from Sugiyamaella lignohabitans, 1695 nucleotides. It is a transcript of the gene CDC33, whose product is annotated as translation initiation factor eIF4E. The transcript has 2 exons. Gene Ontology annotation, biological process: translational initiation. Gene Ontology annotation, cellular component: eukaryotic translation initiation factor 4F complex; cytoplasm. The coding region runs from base 1 to 1695 and encodes 564 amino acids. Gene Ontology annotation, molecular function: RNA 7-methylguanosine cap binding; translation initiation factor activity. The record is from RefSeq and is a predicted model, not a curated record. Lineage: Eukaryota; Fungi; Ascomycota; Dipodascomycetes; Dipodascales; Trichomonascaceae.